AUGCACCGCGUUCUCCUCAUCAACGAGAUCAUCCUCACCGUUGCACACCACGUGCCCGCCGAUAAGGACCUCUCUGCCCUCGCCAGAGUAUGCAAGUCCUUCAGUAAUCCUGCUCUCGACGUCUUGUGGUCGGCCCUUGGUUCGAUUGUGCCGCUACUUCGGUGCUUGCCGUCCGACCUCAUCAAAGAGACCCUGCAUGAAGGAGGAUGCAUCGCGUCGUACACCCUCAAACGCCCUUUCACUGCCGCCGACUGGACCAUCUUGUGGAAGUACAGCUGGCGCGUCACUGCCCUCAACGGUAUCACCCGGGUUGGACCUGACGAAUCAGUCGAAUCCGAACGCGGCAUCGUCGAAGAGAGAAUUGAUCCCACUAUCUUUGGCGUUCUCUGCAGCCCUCCCGUUUCGCGCCUCUUUCCGAGGUUACGCAAGCUCGCAUGCGCAGAUGUUCAUGCUCGCGAUCCGCUGGCAUUCUUUCGGUCCUUGCUUGUUCCGUCGAUUACGGAGUUGAGUUUUUUCAACAGUCGCGUGCCUAUGGAUGUAUGCACCCAAAGCCUCAUCUCCCUUUUGCCGAGCAUCUGCCCUGCAGUACAACGUUUCUCCUGGCUGGGCUUACCCUCCUCUCCUGCUAAAUGGCCUGACGUUCUCUCUGCCGCUGCCUGUCACUGGGGCCGCCUCACGCAUCUGAGGUGUUUGGUUCUGAAUAGCAGCGCUUUGCAACAUCUGUCUUUGUCGAGAUUCCUCCAAGAACUAGACGUGACCCUCGAGGGCCAUUUCCCGGACGACUUGAGUCUCGGUCCCGAGGCGUUCCCAGUUAUUAGGACUUUGCGUUUAUCGAGCCCCCGUGGCAAAUCUCUCGCUAUCAUCUCGACAUUGUUGAGGAGAUCGAGGUUCUCGCCCACUAACCUGGCACUCUUUGCGGAUACGGCCAACGACGGUGCAAUAGCUGAGCUCAUCGAGGUCAUCUCAGCACACUGCUGUCGAUCUGUCCUUAGGUACCUGGAACUUACGGAACGGAACGACAUAUUGCCGCACCACCCAGCUCUGGCAUCUAUGACACGAUUGACACUCCUCCCUUUGUUCCAUUUUACCGCUCUUACGCACCUCAAAAUCUCUACCGGCCAUCUCGUUGCGCUCGAUGACCAAGACAUACUCAAGAUCGCCGGCGCGUUCGAGGAUCUUCAAGAACUUCAUAUCAACGACGGCUAUGGCUGGGGACCUCAUUCACGCAUCUCUUUACGCUGUCUACGAGCGCUCCUCGCUCGCGCACCAAACUUGAAGAGUCUCGCUGUUGCUAUCGACGGCGAGCACCCGCUGCUGAACAUAAUCGAAUACGCCGUCCCUACCAACGAGGCGACAUUCAGAUCGCCGCACGUGGCCUCUGGUGAUUUCUCUCUCAACCUACUAGACUCGCGGGUGACCAGCGACAAUCUUGUAAACGUUGCGGCAUUUCUCUCCGAUCUCUUUCCUAACGUGGUUGGUUUCGGUGCUUCCCCUAUAACGGUUCCGCGACGGGACGGGAAGCAAUAUCAGCGAUGGAGGUACGUUAUGGCGAUGAUGAACGUCAUGAGUCAGGCGACGCCCCCAUUAUCGUCGCUCUUCACGGUCGAUCCCUGGUUCAUCGAGCUUCUACGUUCGUCUAAGGGAUACACGCAAUGUCGUCAGCUUCUCAUCAAGUUCGUCGCCUACGACAAGCCCGGUCUCCAUGGACUUAUCGAGCACUUGCCUCACUCUGCCCCCUGCAUUGAAGUGUUUGCACUGUCCUCUCAUGCAGGCAUGGACACCCACCUUGCGCUUGCGUGUCUUCCCGAGGCGCUGCUCCGAGGCGCACCGCGCUUGCGCACGCUCGCGUUAGAAAACUGCACAAUCGAGACUUGGACGUCCUUCCCUUUGCCAUGGCUUAACGACAUUGAUCAUUGACGAGAUUGCUGGUGCUCGCAAUGCCUGUCC
Coniophora puteana RWD-64-598 SS2 is the source of this 1947-nucleotide messenger RNA. RefSeq lists its product as uncharacterized. Lineage: Eukaryota; Fungi; Basidiomycota; Agaricomycetes; Boletales; Coniophoraceae. The coding region runs from base 1 to 1917 and encodes 638 amino acids. The transcript is spliced from 3 exons. The record is from RefSeq and is a predicted model, not a curated record.